This is a messenger RNA of Helobdella robusta, 498 nucleotides long. RefSeq lists its product as hypothetical. The record is from RefSeq and is a predicted model, not a curated record. The transcript is spliced from 4 exons. NCBI's taxonomy places the organism in Eukaryota, Metazoa, Annelida, Clitellata, Rhynchobdellida, Glossiphoniidae. Bases 1 to 498 code for a protein of 165 amino acids. Gene Ontology annotation, molecular function: iron ion binding.
AUGUCGGUUAGAAUAUUACUGAUGAUGUAUAUUUCCCCUCUGGUCAUGGCAGACCAAGAAUCCUACUCGUGGAAGUCUGAAUAUAAAAUUGACGUUUGUAUCGAAUGUAUAGUGUCUUUUCCAUUAGUUAUAGUGUCUCGUUCUCAUAAAGUGACUGACUACACUUACGAGCAGAUCUGCAGUAACCGGUAUCCCAAGCUAGAUGACCAGCAUCAGCAGGUCUUCUCAGAGGUAGACAAAUUGUCAGAGAAUACAGGCGACGAGGCCCAGAUUAAAUACACGAUAAGCAUCUACAAGAUGCAUUUCGAUUACGAAGAGUCGCAGAUGAGGAAGGCCAAUUACGAGAACUACGAUGAUCACAAACUCCUGCACGAGAGCUUCCUCGAGGAGUUUAGAAACCAUCCUAUCCCAAUCAGUAUCCCGAACAUGGAAAAGAUAAAGUCAUGGCUCAUCGCUCACAUUAAGACUUACGACAGAAAAUUCAAUGGAAAGAUGUAA